UGGCUGAGGAACGCACCCAAUAGUAAAAGCAGUGUGAGUGAAUGGUUUGGUAGCCGCUGCAGUAGGAGGAAGGAACGCGGUUCUACCUCUAGUUAGUCUCUUUCAGUUUCGCCAUAAAACAAUAUACCAGUGAGCCCGUUCUGAUAGCAAUCGGUGAUUUUAGUAUUAUACUAGGGUAUUAUUUGAGAUAGGAAUAUUUCGAAUAGUUACCCCCCGGAUAGAGACAGCAACCGCCAUUUUAAUCGAGUAUAACACAUUUUCGGUGACAGCGCUAGCACAACAAUGGCUCUGAAAAGAAUUCACAAGGAGUUGAAUGACUUGGCACGGGACCCACCAGCCCAGUGUUCAGCAGGACCAGUAGGAGAUGACAUGUUUCACUGGCAAGCCACGAUAAUGGGACCUAAUGACAGUCCUUAUCAGGGUGGGGUAUUCUUCCUGACUAUUCACUUUCCCACAGACUACCCCUUUAAACCGCCAAAGGUUGCGUUUACCACGAGAAUCUACCACCCAAAUAUCAACAGCAACGGCAGCAUCUGUCUGGACAUCCUGCGGUCACAGUGGUCUCCCGCCCUGACCAUCUCCAAAGUUCUCCUGUCAAUCUGCUCUCUGCUGUGCGACCCAAACCCAGACGACCCCUUAGUACCUGAGAUCGCCCGCAUCUACAAGACGGACAGGGAAAAGUACAACAGAAUAGCUCGGGAAUGGACACAAAAGUAUGCAAUGUAGUGUUGGCGUAGAAUCAUGACCAACCACCUCUACAGCUAAUGUUAGCGGAGCUUUAAAAGUAAAGAGAGAAAAAAAUGAAAAAGAUCUUGUUGGUUUCCAUUGGAGUGCUUUCUUUGAGCCACAUCUCCCCUUAACCAGAGCACCUGUAACCCCCCCCCCUUCACGACCAAUCCACCCACCUCGGCCUCUCCACCCAACUUAACCUGGCAGCCAUGGUGUACAUAUUCUCAAACUGCAGUCGUACCCCCCUUGCCCCUUGUGCUCCUUUCAUACCCACCCCACGCUCCCCUCCUUAUUCCUGGUCAUAUUCCUGAUGCAGGCUGGGCUGUUCUUCUCCCCUGCUGACGUUCCCAUAGGGCCCUGCCUAGGGCCCGACCUACACCCUCACUCCAAAUGUUCUUCAUUCUUAAAGCAUUCCAUAUCUGUAUGACUUGGGGACUGUUCCUUUCUUUUGGGGGGGGGGAGUCUGAAAUUGGGGGAUUUUUUUUUUUACUGUACCUUGUUUUCUUUCCUGAUCUCCCAGCUAUAUAGGCUUGAUUUCAGGAAAGCGUUUCACAUGUUGAGCCGGGGACACUCGUGUGUUUUGUAUAAAAUCUAGUAAGGAAUUAUUUUAAUCAUAGCAGGCUAUAAAAUGGAAAACUGUUAUGGCCUUUUUGUCUGUUUCUCUUGAAUUAUAUGAAAGGACUUGAAUUUAUCCACUCUCCCCCACUAUUGCCAUAAGCCUAGAUUGUUCCUUGCACGCACACACACACACACCCAAACUCAGUUUCUCCAAGACCACCACCUUCGUUACAUUCACAAACAUGAGGUUUUGGACCAGGUAUUUAAAGAAAGUUUUCUUAGUUUAACCUGUUUUUAUUUCCCUAUAACUCAUAGGUUGCAUUUUUGUUAUUGUUGAAAUUCGAGGCUAACAUCUUCAGGCUUGGGCUCUGGGUGCGAGGACAAAAUGCUCCUCACACAAACAAACUCUGUAUAUUAAAUUACCUGAGAGGCUCUUUGAGCUUUGUGUGUUGAUUAAACUGUGUAAUAAAAACCAUGACUCAA
Molecule: messenger RNA, 1770 nt
Organism: Oncorhynchus masou masou (cherry salmon)
Lineage: Eukaryota; Metazoa; Chordata; Actinopteri; Salmoniformes; Salmonidae
Product: ubiquitin-conjugating enzyme E2 D2
Exons: 7
Coding region: 283-726 (147 amino acids)
Biological process (GO): protein K48-linked ubiquitination
Cellular component (GO): nucleus
Molecular function (GO): ubiquitin conjugating enzyme activity
Source: RefSeq, a predicted model, not a curated record